Molecule: messenger RNA, 273 nt
Organism: Anthostomella pinea
Lineage: Eukaryota; Fungi; Ascomycota; Sordariomycetes; Xylariales; Xylariaceae
Source: the annotation of a GenBank genome assembly
AUGGACCAGCCAGGCGCCAAUCCGCUGCUCUCGCCGCCGGAGCUCACGCCGCUCGAGCAGGAGGUGCUGGACGAGUACGAGCGGCUGGCCGAGAACAUGAAGAAGCUCGCCUCCAUCCUCGACACCAUGGCCGGCCAGCCAACCACAGAAAUCCUCGACGGCCUGCGCGAGCUGGAGCGCAAGACGAGCCUGGUGUUCACGCUGCUCAAGGCCAGCGUCUACAGCAUCGUGCUGCAGCAGGAGAUUGACUGGGGCGACCAGAACAGGCGUUGA